Molecule: messenger RNA, 3039 nt
Organism: Ananas comosus (pineapple)
Lineage: Eukaryota; Viridiplantae; Streptophyta; Magnoliopsida; Poales; Bromeliaceae
Product: cullin-1
Exons: 20
Coding region: 212-2446 (744 amino acids)
Biological process (GO): protein ubiquitination; ubiquitin-dependent protein catabolic process
Cellular component (GO): cullin-RING ubiquitin ligase complex
Molecular function (GO): ubiquitin protein ligase binding
Source: RefSeq, a predicted model, not a curated record
CUCUCUCUCUCUCUCUCUCUCUCUCUCUCUCCUUUUCCCACCCCCGUCUCCUCCUCUUCCCCCCUAAUCCCUCUCUAACCAAUUCGAUACCUCGCGCUAGGGUUUCCUCAACACCAGGUGCACUUUUCCCCUCCCCUUCCCCCCCUACUCCGCCCCGUCGCGUCGCGAUCAUCGAAUUGGAGCUGGAAGAGGGGGGUUAGAGCUCGGGGGCAUGGCGAUGCACGAGAGGAAGACGAUCGACCUAGAGCAGGGAUGGGAGUUCAUGCAGAAGGGGAUCACCAAGCUGAAGAACAUCUUGGAAGGGCUCCCCGAGCCGCAGUUCAGCUCCGAAGAUUAUAUGAUGCUCUACACGACUAUAUACAAUAUGUGCACUCAGAAGCCUCCUCACGAUUACUCGCAGCAGCUCUACGACAAGUACAGAGAGUCGUUCGAAGAGUAUAUCACUUCAACUGUACUGCCUUCGCUGAGAGAGAAGCAUGACGAAUUUAUGCUGAGAGAACUAGUAAAAAGGUGGUCAAAUCAUAAAGUUAUGGUCCGGUGGCUUUCCCGGUUUUUCCAUUAUCUUGAUCGGUACUUUGUUGCACGGAGAUCACUUCCUCCACUUAAUGACGUUGGGCUCACAUGUUUCCGUGAGUUGGUCUACCAAGAGAUCAAAGGAAAAGUAAAAGAUGCAGUUAUUUCCUUGAUUGAUCAAGAGCGUGAGGGCGAACAGAUUGACAGAGCCUUGUUAAAGAAUGUCCUGGAUAUAUUUGUUGAAAUUGGGCUGGGGAGCAUGGAAUGCUAUGAAAAUGACUUUGAAGAGUUCUUACUUAAGGAUACUGCAUCAUACUAUUCUAGAAAGGCCUCCAACUGGAUAUUGGAGGACUCAUGUCCAGACUACAUGCUGAAGGCAGAAGAGUGCUUGAAGAGGGAGAAGGAUAGAGUUUCGCAUUACCUGCAUUCUAGUAGUGAACAGAAACUGUUGGAGAAAGUGCAACAUGAGUUACUAUUUGUAUAUGCUAGCCAACUUCUGGAGAAAGAACAUUCUGGAUGCCAUGCUUUGCUUCGAGAUGACAAGGUAGAUGAUCUAUCAAGAAUGUAUAGGCUCUUCUCCAGGAUAAACCGUGGCUUGGAUCCCGUUUCUCAGAUUUUUAAGCAGCAUGUAACUGCUGAGGGUACAGCUUUAGUCAAACAAGCAGAAGAUGCUGCCAGCAAUAAGAAGGCAGAGAAAAAAGAUAUUGUUGGUUUGCAAGAACAGGUUUUUGUUAGAAAAAUCAUAGAGCUGCACGACAAGUACCUGGCAUAUGUAAAUGACUGCUUCCAGAAUCACUCUCUUUUCCAUAAGGCUCUCAAAGAGGCAUUCGAGGUGUUCUGCAACAAGGGUGUUGCAGGUAGUUCAAGUGCUGAAUUGCUGGCUACUUUUUGUGAUAAUAUACUGAAGAAAGGUGGGAGCGAAAAGCUAAGUGAUGAAGCUAUCGAAGAGACUCUCGAGAAGGUAGUAAAGUUGCUCGCUUAUAUUAGCGAUAAGGACCUUUUUGCUGAGUUUUACAGGAAAAAGCUUGCGAGGAGAUUGCUCUUUGAUAAAAGUGCUAAUGAUGAUCAUGAGAGGAGUAUUUUAACAAAGCUAAAGCAGCAAUGCGGAGGGCAAUUCACCUCCAAGAUGGAGGGCAUGGUGACUGAUCUUACACUUGCAAGAGAAAAUCAGACAAGCUUUGAGGAAUAUCUAAACUCUAAUACUCAUGCAAGUCCUGGAAUAGAUUUAACGGUGACAGUUUUGACAACUGGAUUCUGGCCGAGUUACAAAUCCUUUGAUCUCAAUCUCCCUGCUGAGAUGGUUAGAUGUGUAGAGGUAUUUAAAGAGUUCUACCAAACAAAAACCAAACAUAGGAAGCUUACUUGGAUAUACUCAUUAGGCACCUGCAAUAUCAUUGGCAAGUUUGAGCCCAAAACAAUCGAGUUGAUUGUGACUACUUACCAGGCCUCAGCUUUGCUUCUAUUUAAUGCUUCAGAUAGAUUGAGUUAUUCUGAGAUUAUGGCACAACUAAACUUGACAGAUGAUGAUGUAAUUCGCUUGCUACACUCACUUUCUUGUGCCAAAUACAAGAUUCUUAAUAAAGAACCAAAUACCAAAACCAUAUCUCCAACGGAUGUUUUCGAGUUCAAUUCCAAAUUCACUGACAAAAUGCGAAGAAUCAAGAUACCUCUCCCACCCGUUGAUGAGAAGAAAAAGGUAGUUGAGGAUGUUGAUAAGGACCGUAGAUAUGCUAUUGAUGCCUCAAUUGUACGUAUUAUGAAGAGUCGUAAAGUUUUAGGUCAUCAACAGCUGGUGAUGGAAUGUGUUGAACAGCUUGGUCGCAUGUUCAAGCCCGACUUCAAGGCAAUAAAAAAGAGGAUCGAAGAUCUUAUCACCCGAGAUUAUUUGGAGAGGGACAAGGACAAUCCCAAUGUGUACAGAUACUUGGCUUGAGCGGCACGAAGCUCACAAGAAUACAAUUAGAAGCUUUGCUUUUCUGAAGGGCUUAAGCAUAAGUACUUCUAUCGAUCGUUUGGUUUCAUCGGUUUGUGGAACGGCUUAUUCGUCCGUGCUUCUUCUAUACUCGCUGGAGAUUUAUAACAACUUCAGCGAAGGAAGCCGUAAUCCUUUUGCUGUUAAUCUGAGGCCAGGUUUGACAUUAUGCCACUGUCGCAAUCUCAUGAAUCUCGCGCAUUGGAUAGAGAAGCAUCCGGAAAACAUUAGCCGCUCCAUUUUGUCAUUCGGAUGCUCUUCGGCAUCAUGAUUGUUAUCCAUUAAUAUGCUUUUCUCGUAUUAUCUUCGCCUUUUGCCUCUCUGCUUUAUUCGGUUGUUGCUCUUUCGUCUUAUUCUCUCUAUACGUAAUGCUUAUGCUGGUCUCUUGCUGGUCUCUUGUAAGAAUUCUAGUAAACCUGCUUUUACAGAACAAACAUUCUAAUGUUGUGUAAUCGUGUUUCCAAUUUCUCUCUACUGAUUCUGACGCUGAGGCCCCGUUUGGACAGCAGGAUGAGAUAUCGAAUGGCAACUUAUUCCGCAUUUAGUUUUUUUUU